AAAAUGUCUAAUACAAAUGGAGACAUAAAACAGAAGCAGCCGUCUCCAGACUGCAAUGAGUGGAGCUUCAAGAACAAUAUAGUCUUAGCAAUCGGAAUUAUUAUUAAGGUAGCCUUGCUUGUAUUAGGAUACUCUGACCAUGACGACAACAGCGGACAGCUCAAGUUUACAGAUAUUGAUUACUUCGUAUUUACAGAUGCUGCAAAAUAUGUGUUAGAAGGAGGCUCACCCUAUGACAGGAUUACUUACAGAUAUACUCCCUUGAUGGCUUAUGUAGUAAUUCCAAACCAUCUUCUACAUCCAAUGUUUGGGAAGAUAUUAUUCACAGCUUUAGAGAUAUUAUGAAUCAUCUUGAUUCGGAAAAUUAUCCAAAGUCAAUUCAGUAUGAGGUCCUGUGUUCCUUAUCAGAAUUACUUAGAAGCAUGGAUUUUGCUAAAUCCACUUAUCAUAACUACAUCUCCAAGAGGGAGUAAUGACAUCCUUGUUGCAUUUGUAGUCUUAAUGUUUAUCUAUUUGUUAAUAAAAAGAUGGUAUAUCUUGUCUGGUGCUCUCUUCGGACUUAGCGUACACCUCAAAAUUUAUCCAAUAAUCUAUGGCUUCCCCCUGAUACUUUUCAUUGAUCGUAAGAAAGGCGAAAUAGCAAGAGCAAAUGUGCUGCUAAACCCUAGAAACUGGUUUACUGCGAGGAAGCUCAAGUUCUUCGGUACUUCAGCUAUUGUAUUCUUCUCCCUUCUUUACCUGUUCUUUGAAAUGUACGGAUUUGAAUUUUUGUAUGAAAGUUAUAUCUACCAUUCAGAAAGGGUAGAUCACAGACAUAACUUCUCUUUCAACUACUAUUUCGAGUAUUUCUAUUAUGAUGAACUUCCAGAGAACAAAUAUUUGGUCAGAAAACUAGGAUUUGUAGCACAAUGGGGGCUAGUCUCUUAUGUAGGUAUCAGGUUCUAUAACGAUCUUACUUCAGCAGUCGCCUUGCAAACUUUCAUCUUUGUAAUGUUCAACAGAGUAUGAACAGCUCAAUAUUUCUUAUGGUACAUGAUUUUCAUGCCUUUCAUUGCAAUAAAGUACAAGAAGUUGUUAGCAUACCAAUCUAUCUUCUUGGUGCUUGUGAUCAUGUUACUAGGCAACUUAAUGGUGAACCUUUCAAAUGCUCCUUUAGAACUUCUUGGAAUGCCUUCAUAUGAUUACAUCUUCGUGUCAACUCAUUUAUACCUAAUAAUAAACAGCUGACUCGCUUUUACAGCAAUCAAAAACCUAGAGUUUACCGACACUAAAUACUUUGAUGAGAUCGAAAAGGAGAAAAUAAACUAA
Molecule: messenger RNA, 1308 nt
Organism: Moneuplotes crassus
Lineage: Eukaryota; Ciliophora; Spirotrichea; Euplotida; Euplotidae
Source: the annotation of a GenBank genome assembly